CUCGAGCUCAAGACUGGGCGAUGACGAAGUGCUUUCCUUCAAUGGCGACUGUCACGUUCACCGAAUUAACGACAGGAAAAGUAAAUUUUACGCAAUGUUUUCUCCGUUAGUUAGGUACCUUUUCAUGGGCAUUUUCAGUUCAUGACUAAAAUAGUGACUUCUACGAUAUUUUAACUUUCAUUUAGUACCAUGAAUGUAACAAAAUAUAAAUGAAAACUGUACAUUUAUAUCCUUCUUGUGAACGGUUUUGACGAUCUGUGCAUUGAUUGUCAUUUACAAAUCACGUUGUUUCAUCAUCAUCAUCAAUCCAAAAUGGCGAGUUCGCAACCACCACACGCCCAUGGCCAGGCAAUGAAAAUGCCCGGCGCUGCCCCACCGCAGAAUUUCGCCAGCGGUAUGGGACCGCCAUCUUCAAGGCCUCCAAUGCAGCAGCCAGGACCACCACCUCCAGGGGGUUACAACCCUAACUAUCAACCGGGAAUGAACCCACCCAUGGGGUACAACCAAGGCCCUCCCCCCACUGCCAACGGUGCUCACCCAGGCAAACCAUCUGGCUAUGGAGGGCCAACCGGCAAUAACCCUAGGACCCAGGAUGGUUACCCAACUGGUCCCCCGCCUCCCCAAAUGGGUGGGGCCUACGGUCAGAGACCACCAGGUUCCUCAACAAUGCCAAACUCUAACCAAGCUGGCCCCCAUCCUAUGUCAAGGGGAGCACCCCCGAGUGACUUCUCCACCCACCCAGCAUUGAACAGUCCAUAUUCCAAACCAGGGGGACCCCCUCCUAUGCAUGGCAUGGGCAACCCACCCUCGUCACUCCCUCUUCAAAACCAGUACUCUGGCAGCCAGCAAGUGAACUCAUUCCCCAGACAAUCAGGUCCCCCUACAAGGACCAACGUCGCUGGUCCUCCACAAGGAUCUGCAUCUGGGAUGCCCCUCCCUGGACCCUCGCCUAGUGGCCCUGGAACCUACGGCCGACAGCCACUUCAAGGAGCAACUCCCGGUUCAAUGGAUUCUCCUUCAACUCCUGAUAUGCCAGGGAUAGACAGAAAUUUAAAUUCCUCAGGAGAGGGCCUGCAGGUACCCAAGUACCCCUCCAUGAUUCGGUCGCCCUCUACGGGAUCGCUGGGCUCGUUACCGAUGCCCAAAUUCAACCUGCAGUCCUCCUCCCCGACUGCGGACCUGGCCAACUAUUCACCGGGGGAUUCAGGUCCGCCCUCCGCAAGGUCCUCUGCGGCACCCUCACCUGUUCCCUCUCAGAGAUAUGAUGCCCUGGAAGGAGGGACACCCUAUUCUCCCAAUUAUCAUCAAGGUCCUCCAACACCUGGAGGGUCGCAGCUGCCCGUUUCUCCCUUGGCUAAUCCUCAAAGGGUCGGAACGCCAUCUGGGGGGCAUCCCUUAGCUGGGCCACCCAUGGGUGGGCCCCCAAUGGGUGGACCCCCAAUGGGUGGACCCCCAAUAGGUGGACCCCCAAUGGGUGGGCCCCAAAUGGGUGGGCCCCAAACUAGUGGUACCCGAAAUAGUGGUCCACCCAUGGGAGGUACCCAAGUGGGUGGGCCCCCAAUGGGUGGUACCCCAAUGGGUGGUACCCCAAGGAGUGGUACUCCAACUAGUGGUCCCCCAACUAGUGGUGCCCAAAUGGGCGCACCCCCUAUGGGCGCUCCUCCAAUGGGCGCACCUCCAAUGGGCGCACCUCCAACUAGUGCUCCCCCAAUGAGUGGACCUCCCAUGGGUGGGCAACCAGCAACAGGACCCCCUGUUUCUUCGGGUAUCAGCGGCAGGCGUCAGUAUCCACAACAGGGCUACAUGAGCCAGCCCCAGCCGGGCCAGUACCAGCAGCCGCCCGCCCCUGCCGUUCAAGGUGGUAUGGCCAAAAUGGGCCAGCCCCAACAGGGGAUGGGCAAAUCCAUGCCGCAAAUGGGGGGAAUGCCACAGCCCAACGGGGGUCAAGCGCGGAUGGCCGUGAACAACGUCAUGCAGCAACCGGGAGGGCAGCCCAGCAUGAACAGCCUCAACGCCUCCAUGAACAACCUACGGGUGCAGCAGGCCGAGACCAGACCCAUCAACCUGCUGCAGGAGAGGCACAUCGUGGAACCCAUGCCGGUGGAGCCGCCGAAGUCCAGAUUGAACCCUGAAUACAGCAAGCUGCAGGUUGACCCAGACAUCUUCCGUUGUACGCUGAACGCUCUUCCUCAGACCCAGACCUUGCUGCAGAAGUCUCGUCUGCCGUUGGGACUCAUCAUACAUCCAUUCAGGGAUCUCUCGCAUUUGCCUGUGAUCCAGUCGAGUGUCAUCGUAAGGUGCCGCUCAUGCCGCACCUACAUCAACCCCUUUGUAACGAUCAUCGAGCAACGGCGUUGGAAGUGCAACCUCUGCUAUAGGAUAAACGAAUUACCUGAAGAGUUCACGUAUGACCCUGUCACCAAGAGUUACGGUUCUCCAGAGAGAAGGCCAGAAGUCAAGUCCGCUACUAUUGAGUUCAUUGCACCCUCAGAGUACAUGUUGAGGCCGCCGCAGCCGGCCGUCUACCUCUUCGUCAUCGAUGUCUCCUUCAGCGCUGUGGAGUCUGGCUAUCUCUCCAUCGCCUGCCAGCAUCUCCUAGACUGCCUGGACCGCAUGCCUGGCGACGCCAGGACCCUGAUUGGCUUCAUCACGUUUGACAGCACCUUGCACUUCUACAACCUGCAAGAAGGGAUGACAAGGCCACAGAUGCUGGUGGUAUCCGACAUUGACGACAUAUUUCUUCCUUGCCCCAAUGAUUUGCUGGUCAACGUUCACGAAAACAAAGAGUUGAUACAAGAGCUGCUGAACCAGAUCCCAUCCAUGUUCUCCGGCAACAAGAACACACAGACGGCCCUGGGACCUGCACUGCAGGCAGCACUCAAACUCAUGAGCCCAACUGGAGGGCGUGUGACUGUUUUCCAGUCCGGUCUACCUUCCCUGGGCCAGGGAGCUCUCAAGUCCAGGGAGGAUCCAAACCAAAGAGCGUCAUCCAAAAGUGUUGCAAAUCUUGGACCGGCGGUUGACUUCUACAAGAAGCUGUCCUUGGAUUUCUCAGCCCAGCAGAUAGCGUGUGACAUCUUCCUCUUCAGCAGCCAGUACACGGACGUGGCUACCCUUGCGGGUGUGGCUAAAUAUUCAGGCGGCAGCGUCUACUAUUACCCAGGAUUCCACAGCACUCAGAAUCUGGUGGAAGUGGAGCGGUUUAGUAACGACCUCCGUCGGUACCUCACCAGGAAGAUUGGGUUUGAAGCAGUCAUGAGAGUACGCUGCACCAAAGGCCUGAGUAUUCACACAUUCCACGGCAACUUCUUUGUGCGGUCGACAGACCUGCUGUCCUUACCCAACAUCAACCCAGACGCUGGCUUUGCCAUGCAGGUCAGCAUAGAGGAGAGCCUACAUGACUCCCCAGUGGCUUCGCUACAAGCAGCACUGCUCUACACCAGCAGCAAAGGAGAAAGGCGGAUCCGUGUCCACACCAUGUGCCUGCCAGUGACCAAUCAGCUGACGGAGAUCAUGGCAGGGGCGGAUCAACAGGGCAUCGUGGCAUUACUCACAAGAAUGGCUGUAGACAAGUCGCUCACCUCCACAAUGUCUGACGCUCGUGAUGCGCUAGUCAACGUGAGUGUAGACUCCUUAUCAUGUUACAAAGGCACGUUACCUAGCGGGCAGACGGUCGGUACGUUGAUGUGUCCCAAGUCACUACGCAUGCUGCCGCUCUACACACUAGCUGCUCUGAAAAAUAAUGCCUUUCGUCUGGGAACCAGCACCAGGCUAGAUGAGAGAGUGUACUCUAUGGAGAUGUUUAAGUGCCAGCCUCUGCAGUACAUCAUUCUCAAGUUGCACCCCAACCUGUACCCUGUGCACAACAUGUCAGAUGAGGGUGCCAUCCUUGUCAACGACCAGUCCAUCCCCCAGCCUCCCCUGAUAGGCCUAUCCUCGGAGUACAUCAAUCGCAACGGCGCCUAUCUGAUGGACUGCGGCGACGCCAUGUAUCUGUUUGUCAAUCGGGAGGUCUCCAUUGCCUUCUGUUUGGAGAUUCUAGACACGCCCAACUUUCGGUCGAUUCCCGAGGGCAUGACGGAGUUGCCGGAACUAGCAAACCCUGCCUCAGAACGACUGCGGACAUUCAUCAUGUGGUUACUAGACAAGCGAGCCUUUGCUGCACCCCUACAAAUCAUAAGAGAGGACAGUAAAAAGCGAGUGCUCUUCUUGAGAAAUCUGGUGCAGGACCGGACGGAAUCAUCGAUGUCGUACUUUGAGUUCCUUCAGCAUCUCCAGAAAGAGAUCAAGUAGAGAAAGCAAAACAAAACAGAGGACUUUGAGUAAGCACUUUUCCAUCCGCAGGUCUCCCUUUAACUGCCUUGUGAUUUGCAUUUGUUAUCUAUUAAUGUUCUUGAGUGUCUCCAGAUGACCUCGGAUAAAAGGGGGGGAGGAAGUAUGUAAUCACAAGGGUUUCAUUGACGUUUCCCUCUCGGCAGUAACAGUUAAGCCUGCGGUGCCCAACAUGAUGUUACGGGAAAGAUCUGUCGGCACUCUUGUUACUUCCCAUGGUGAUUAAGAAGUCUGACCAAGUGUUAAGACUUCACUUAUCUAAGGAUAUUGAGAUGAGCAAGUGUGAUGACCCUGCAGGGGGUGAUGAUAUAGAAGGGGUGGGGGUUGGGGUACGUAUGGGGUUAGGGGAGGGGUAAAAAGACAAAGUCUUCAGGACCUUUCAUGCUACACGCUUGCAGUCCUUAAUCAAACCCUUUAGAUGUUGACCCUGUUCACACACGAGAAACAUUUCAAAAAUAUCCACUCAAGCCUGGUAUGUGUUUAUAUUCUGUUCCUUUUUCCUGCAUUUAAAAAACAAGGAGGGCGUUUGUGACACGUUCCUAUCCAGUUGUCUUUGCACUUGAAAUCAUUACAACAUGAGCCGAUCUAGGCAUCUGUAUCCUGAAAAUAUAUCAAGUGCCAGUAUGCCCGUACCUCAGAAUAUUACUAUUAUUUUUUUCGAACAAAAGUUCUUUGGAGCAUGCAAAAUUGGUCAAAGUAGAGCUAAGGUCAAAACAUACAUUUAGUCCAGAAAAGAUUUCAACUGUUAAUUUUCUGACAACUUCUAAUGACAGAAGCUCAGAAAUCAGUCCAUGCACAUAAAAAUAUCCUAAAAGAAUUUAAAAACGUGGAUUUAAAGAUUUGAGUUGGAAGAAUGGAUCUCUCUUUCAAUCAGUCGCCUUGAACCCGUUCUACAUUUUAUUGCCUGUUAGAUAUUAUUGCAUGUUACGAUACUAGUGUCCUUACAACAUUUACUGAGGAGGAAAUUGGAUUAAAAGCCCCCACAUGCCCCUAGUACCCUUUUGGCACUUAUUCAAAACCGUAAAUAUCCCAUUUUUUACAUUUUGGUAAAAAGCCUUAUCCAUUUCAUUGGGCAUUUUGACUGCUUUAGGAUUUUCACAUAAAAUGGCAAAAGGAAAACUUACACCAAGAAACUUCCCCAGAAACCUGUUCCUGCCAUUUAGUUUUCUUUAAUUACGUUUAAAUUUAUGUUUGUUUUCUCAAAGAUAUUUCUUCCGGUCCCCAUUUCCCUGCUACAGAUUGAUAUCCUUACAGAUAAAACGGUGGAUUUUUUUUACUUGAAGUUCACUUGGCUCGCAUUGCACCCAUACUUUGACUUUAAACUUGGUAUGUUUAAUAACAUGUACAGUGUGUAAUAUUCAAACAGCUGCCACCACGACUUUGCAAACAUAAUAUUAAACCUGAGCAUCGUAAUGGUUCAGCUGUCAAAUUGUUUUGUGGGAAUUUAAAUGUCCUCUUGCUUUCGUGUUUACAAUGAUAUUUUCUAAUUUGGCGAACAUGUUAUUAAUCUUUAUUUCCUUCUUUUUCAACUCAAUGUUAACUUUUCUGAUGAUGUACAUGUGCAAUUUGUCCUGAAUUGUUCAAGUUUGUGUGCAGUUCUUGCACCAAUUAAGAAUGAUUUAAAAUGUGUGAUUGGACCCCCAUCACUAAAAUAAUGCGUAGCAACAGGGACUUUUAAAGAAUGGUGGAUACAGUGCGAAAAAUAUAUAAAAUGGGGAUGCACUUUAUAAGUUCAGUGGGAAUAGAAAAGAAAUUAAUUUCACUAUCAUUUUUGGUGCCAGGUUUGAAAACUAAAAUUAACUGUGGUCAGUAAAAUUAAAGAUUUCCUUAUGAAAAACUCAGAAUACGUGUGUAUCAAUCAACCGUUAUAAAGCUCAAGCAGAUUAUUUAUUAAGCAUAAACUCUAAAGCACUGUAUUUACGAUAUUAGUUUGACACAAAUAACGCGGUAAAAUGAAACACAUUAAUAAAUGAGUUUAAAAGUUGCUUAUUUUGUACUCUCAACGUACGCGGACUGAAACUCUUCGCCUAAGGUCCGUAGUUUGCUGAACGCAGUUUUACCGCAAUCUUUAGAACGCCGUGGUUCAGUGUGAAGUCAGAAUUUGAAGCAGCAUAUAUUCGUGGUCAUUUUAGCAGGUCUUCUUUUUUUUUCAUGACCCAGGCAGCUUUUUGGUUGAUUGAGAUAACUUUAGCAUGAUAUUGUUUUAAUGUGUAUUACCUAUCAUUGUCAAUUUAAAAGAGUUCACUGAAUAAAAUAAAAUUGAUAUAUGAAAAAUGUAAAA
Patiria miniata (bat star) is the source of this 6613-nucleotide messenger RNA. Its product is annotated as protein transport protein Sec24A-like. The transcript has 22 exons. Gene Ontology annotation, molecular function: zinc ion binding; SNARE binding. NCBI's taxonomy places the organism in Eukaryota, Metazoa, Echinodermata, Asteroidea, Valvatida, Asterinidae. The record is from RefSeq and is a predicted model, not a curated record. Gene Ontology annotation, cellular component: endoplasmic reticulum exit site; COPII vesicle coat. Gene Ontology annotation, biological process: COPII-coated vesicle cargo loading; intracellular protein transport; endoplasmic reticulum to Golgi vesicle-mediated transport. Bases 313 to 4293 code for a protein of 1326 amino acids.